AUGUGGUUUAGCAAGCUUAAGAAGCUAUGGAAAGGAACUAAACAACUUAAAAAUCUCAAGUGGAUGGAUUUGUCUUAUUCUAAAGAUCUGAAAGAGCUUCCCGAUCUUUCGACCGCAAUUAAUCUUGAAGAGUUAAAUCUCACUAGUUGUAGGAGUUUAACGAAGCUUCCUUCUUCUAUUGGGAAUGCAACCAAUCUCCGGGAACUAAAUCUCUCUAAGUGCUCAAAGCUGGUGAAAAUCCCUUCUUCUAUUGAGAAUUUGACCAAUCUCCAGAAAUUAGAUCUCUCUAAUUGCUCGAAUCUUGUGGAGCUUCCCUCUAUAGAGAAUGCAACUAAACUUGAGCUAUUGAAUCUCAGUAAUUGCUCAAGUCUACUAGAGCUACCUCCUUCUAUUGGAACUGCCACAAAUCUGAAGAAAUUGUAUGUCAGCGGAUGCUCAAGUCUACUAGAGCUACCUCCUUCUAUUGGAACUGCCACAAACCUUAAGAGAUUGUAUGUCAGCGGAUGCUCAAGUCUCGUGAAUCUCCCGUCCUCUAUUGGAGAUCUCACUAAUCUCAAAGAAUUGGAUCUAUCUAAUUGCUCAAAUCUGGUAGAGCUUCCUUCUUCCAUAGGAAACCUUCAGCUAUUGUCUUAUUUGAGAAUGAGAGGAUGCUCAAAGCUAGAGGCUCUUCCUACCAACAUCAACUUAGAAUCUCUCGAUUUACUUGAUCUCACAGAUUGCUCGCAGUUGAAAAGUUUUCCUGAGAUCUCCACAAACAUUAAGUCUCUGUGGCUCACAGGAACAUCAAUAAAAGAAGUUCCUUUGUCGAUCAUGUCGUGGUCUCGUCUUUAUGAUUUCAGUAUCUCAUACUUUGAAAGCCUCAAGGAAUUCCCACAUGCUCUUGACAUCAUCACGGAGCUGCAGUUGAACGAAGAUAUACAAGAAGUUGCUCCAUGGGUCAAGGAAAUGUCUCGUUUAAGAGUACUUAGACUCGACAACUGCAAGAAUCUGGUAUCACUCCCCCAAUUUUCAGAUUCUUUAUGGAACAUAGAUGCAGACAAUUGUCAAUCCCUUGAGAGACUGGAUUGUUCCUUUAACAAUCCGAAGAUCCUCCUGAAGUUCAGCAACUGCUUCAAACUGAAUCAAGAAGCCAGAGAACUCAUCAUGCACACAUCCACUUCUAGAUAUGCGGUGUUACCUGGUAAACAAGUGCCUGCCUGCUUCAAUCACCGAGCUACUUCUGGAGGUUUAUUGACAAUCAAGUUAAAUGAGUCGCCUCUUCCUAAAUCUUUGAGAUUUAAGGCUUGCAUCAUGCCGGUUAAAAUUAAUGAAGAAGCGGUUCAUGAUUUGUUGUAUGUAUAUAAUAAGAUCAUGGACAAACAGAAUGAUCUCAAAGUUCUGUGUAAACAUGACAUAUAUCGAGUUUUAACAGAGCAUAUCUACACAUUUGAAGUUGAAACAGAGGAGGUGACUUUAACCGAGCUUCUCUUUAAGUUUACAACCAAAGAUUAUAAAUGGAAGAUAGGAGAAUGCGGGGUAUAUCAAAUCUUGGAGGUUCAGAGAUGAUGAGAGCUUCAGAGAUGGAAAUCAAUGGGGAGAUAAAGAACAGCGAAAAUAGAGUCUAGAAGAAGAAGAAGGAAGAAUCAUCAAGAGCUAUUGAGACUUUCAAAUUCGUGUUUUUGAUUCAC
Molecule: messenger RNA, 1667 nt
Organism: Capsella rubella
Lineage: Eukaryota; Viridiplantae; Streptophyta; Magnoliopsida; Brassicales; Brassicaceae
Product: probable disease resistance protein RPP1
Exons: 3
Coding region: 1-1545 (514 amino acids)
Molecular function (GO): protein binding
Source: RefSeq, a predicted model, not a curated record